Manduca sexta (tobacco hornworm) is the source of this 2508-nucleotide messenger RNA. Its product is annotated as mediator of RNA polymerase II transcription subunit 13-like. Bases 1 to 2508 code for a protein of 835 amino acids. The transcript is spliced from 17 exons. Gene Ontology annotation, cellular component: mediator complex. Lineage: Eukaryota; Metazoa; Arthropoda; Insecta; Lepidoptera; Sphingidae. Gene Ontology annotation, biological process: regulation of transcription by RNA polymerase II. Gene Ontology annotation, molecular function: transcription coregulator activity. The record is from RefSeq and is a predicted model, not a curated record.
AUGGUGAUCACGGACGGGAGCGCGGGCGCUACCGCCAACCUGGCAACCACCGCUGCACACCGCUGCUCACCGCUGUGCCUCACUCGCAUGUGUGCGGUGUCGCGGCGGUGUGCGGCGGUGCGGGCACAGUGCGGGUACAAACACAAGCACGUGCGGCGCGGGCCGCGGUCGGAACCGCGUGACGUCACUCACCACAUCGUCGAUCGGACCGCGGGCGCGCGCGAGCGGGACGGCGACACCGCGCGCCGGAGCGGCAACAGCGGCCGCGCGCACCGCCUUGUUUUCGCAUCUAACGUUGUUGAUACGGCGAGUUUAUCUCAAGGCGAGCAGGGGUCGUGGGAGAGCGGCCUGUCCUACGAGUGUCGUUCGCUGUUGUUCAAAGCGCUCCAUAACCUCAUUGAAAGAUGUCUCCUGUCGCGGGACUUCGUGAGGCUCGGCAAGUGGUUUGUGCAACCGUACGACGGCGACGAGGAGGAUGUCGGCAAGAGUCCAUGGCACCUGUCGUUCUCGUUCGCGUUCUUCCUCCACGGCGAGAGCACGGUGUGCGCGUCUGUGGACGUGCGCCAGCAUCCGCCCGUGCGCACGCUCACCGCCAAGCGGCUCGCCAAGAUCAACUCGCCGGACCACAACGGAGAUGCUAAGGUGAUCCUGGCGCCGUUCGGGCUGGAGGGGCGGCUGACGGGGCGCGAGUGGGGCGAGGCGGACGCCGCCACCGCGCGCCUGCUCGACGCCUGGCGACAUCUCUACCCGCUCGAGCAGGGCUGCGGCGCCGUCGAGGUGGUGUGCGGCGGGUCGCGCAUGCGCUACCCGAGCCCGUACGCGCUGGUGACGGACAUGGAGCCGGGCGCGCGCGCGCCGCCGCCGCGCAUGGCGCCGCGCGCGCUCACCGCGCUCACCACGCCCGCGCCGCACCAGAGUGCGGAACUGUGCUUCAGCGACCCAGCCGCCGAUAAGAACGAUGACUUCGUCGACCCCACCCGCAAAACACCCUGUACCUGUACCAAGUGGCGGCGGCGCCGCGCCCCCCGCGCGCCCCCCUUCCACCGCCGCGCCGCUCCCGCGCGCCUGCGCCACCACGCGCCGCCCCCGCCGCCCGCGCCCACCCGAGGGUCGCUGGUGGCGGGCGCGCUGGCGGGCGGCGGCGGCGCGGGGUCGCCGGGCUCGUGCGCCGGCUCGCCCGCGCCCGGGGCCUCCGCGCCGCCCUCCGCCGGGCCGCCGCCGCCCUCGCCCGGACACCACGCCGCGCAGGGACAGCACCAGACCACGGGCGCGGUGCCGACGACGCUGCACACGCCGGCGCCCACGCCUGACCCGCAUGCACCGCCAACUCCGGCGCCGCCAUCCUUGCCGCCGCCCAAGCUGUACAACCAGGGCGAGUCCCCGGGCUGGUCGGGCUGGUCGGGGUGGGGCGGCGAGCCCCCCGAGGCGGCGCGCCGGCCCGUGCUGCCGCGCGCGCCGCGCCGCCCCGACCCGCUCGAGGACGAGACCGCGCUGCGCAUGCUCUACGACUACACCACCGUCUACGCAUGGUUGGAACACCCUGUGAAACGUUUCAAAAGCGAGGAGAACUGCUUUCGCGAGGAGCUGGCGCUAGGCGUGGCUGCCGGCGAGGAUCUGUACGCGGGCCACGACCACACCAGCAUGGCGGUCAUGCUCGACCACGCCAAGGUCGAGAUCAAGCAGGAGCGGCAAGACCAUACGGAGGACACAAAAGAGUACAAGAAUCUGUUCACAUCGGACGGGCUGUGCGCGACGUUCAAGGACCUCGACCAGAUAUUCGACAACUCGGACGACGCGGCCAGCGGUGAUGAGACGAUGCAGGUGGCGUGCGGCGAGGAGUCUCGCUGGGCGGGCCGGUGCGUCCGCGCGGAGGAGCUCAGCAAGAUGUUCCCCACGCCGCCCAGCAUGGAGGCGCACGCGCAGCCCUCGCCCGGCUUCAGCCUGCCCGACGACGUGCCGCCGCCGCGACACCUGCCGCCCGCCGGCUCCCCACCACCGGACGCCGCCAUCGAGGACUGGUCGUUCGUAUUCAAACCACCGACUGUGUACAAGUACGUGGGCUCGUCGAAGUACGCGCCGCUGACGACGUUGCCGAGUCAGCUGCUGCCGCCGGUGACGCUGCCGCCGCAGGCCGUGUAUCGGCCGCGCUGCCACCGCGAGCAGGGCAAGCGCGACGCAGACACCGACACCGACUCGCAUCGGAACGGUGUGAAACGGUCCGCGUCUCCCGCGAGCGAGUCCCGGGAGGGUCGGUCGCGGCGCGGGUGCGAGGGCGCGAGCGCGGGCGCGGCGGCGCGGGGCUCGCCGGCGCCGCGCCGGGCCGCGUCGCCCGCGCCGACGCCGGGCCCAGGCGCCGUGGCCGUGCCCGCCCCCUCCGCCGCACCCGCCGCGCCCCGCCCCGCGCACUCCGCCUGCCCGCUUCUGCUCAACGUGCUGCUGGCCGACACCGUGCUCAACGUCUUCCGCGACCACAACUUCGACAGCUGCACGCUCUGCGAGUAUAUUUAG